Molecule: messenger RNA, 1606 nt
Organism: Raphanus sativus (radish)
Lineage: Eukaryota; Viridiplantae; Streptophyta; Magnoliopsida; Brassicales; Brassicaceae
Product: dof zinc finger protein DOF5.1
Biological process (GO): regulation of DNA-templated transcription
Molecular function (GO): DNA-binding transcription factor activity; DNA binding
Source: RefSeq, a predicted model, not a curated record
CUCUCUCUCUCUCUCUCUCUCUCUCUCUCUCUCUCUCUCUCUCUCUCUCUAAACUCUUCCCUUUGUUUUGUUGUAUUGACGUAAUUCUCCACUUCUUCAUAUAAGCCUUCACCAAACAAAACCACCUUUAAUUCCUUUAUUUGCUCUAAAACAAAAAACAAAACUAAAGAGGGAAGAGAUCAUCAAAGAAGAAAGAUCAAAUAUGGUGUUUUCUUCAUUUCCUACGUAUCCUGAUUCAUCAAACUGGCAACAACAACAUCAACCAAUCACAUCCACCGUUGGAUUCACGGGAGACAACAACAUCAGCCAGCAGUUCCUCCCUCACCAUCUCCCACCGCAACCGCAACAAACGCCUCCACCGCUUCACCUCAGCGGUAACGGUGGAGGCGGUGGUGGUGGUCCUGGGGGACCUGGCGGAUCAAUACGGCCAGGUUCGAUGGCAGAAAGGGCAAGAAUAGCCAACAUACCAAUGCCUGAAACAGCCUUGAAAUGUCCAAGAUGUGACUCAACCAACACCAAAUUCUGUUACUUCAACAACUACAGUCUCACUCAACCUCGCCACUUCUGCAAAGCAUGCCGCCGUUACUGGACACGUGGCGGCGCUCUAAGGAGCGUCCCUGUCGGUGGUGGUUGCCGCAGAAACAAAAGAACCAAAAACAGCAGCGGUGGCGGUGGUAGCAGCAGUAGCGGUAACAGUAAGUCACAAGACAGCACCACAAGCAACGACCAAUACCACCACCGAGCCAUGGAUAAUAAUCAGAUGGGACCGCCACCUUCUUCGACUUCUCUGAGCUCGUUGCUAUCUUCUUACAACGCCGGAUUGAUCCCUGGACAUGAUCAUAACAUGAGCAGUAACAACCAUGUACUUGGACUUGGAUCAUCUUUGCCUCCUCUCAAGCUCAUGCCUCCUUUAGACUUCACUGACAACUUCACCUUACAGUACGGUACCGUUUCAGCUCCUUCUUAUCAUGUAGGCGGUGGAAGCAGUGGAGGAGGAGGAGCGGCGUCUCUUUUGACAGGUUUUGACCAGUGGAGAUUCCCGGCACCUCAUCACCAACUUCCUUUGCUAGGUGGUUUAGACAGCUCAUCAUCAUCUUCCGGGUUAUAUCCAUUUGAUCAUCAAAAUCAAACGGGUCUGGAGCCGCAGAAUCCGGGUUACGGAUUAAUCACCGGAUCGGGUCAGUAUCGAGCUAAGAACAUCUUUCAUAACCUUGUUUCCUCUUCUGUAUCGUCAGCUAUGGUCACGGCCACUGCGUCGCAGUUAGCUUCAGUGAAAAUGGAAGAUAGUAACAAUCAACUCAACAUGUCUAGACAACUUUUUGGAACCGAACAACAGCUUUGGAAUAUUCAUGGGACUGCAGCAUCAACCGCAGCGGCAACAACUAGUUCGUGGAGUGAUGUCUCUAAUAACUUCAGUUCUUCUUCUACUAGCAAUAUAUAAUCAGCUGCCACUCUAAGGAUCGAAUCUAUGUGACGACGAGACUUUUUGUAAUUUUUUUUAUUGGGUGUGCUAUGAUCUUAUGUACUUAUAAGUUGGAAGUUAGUACAUCGAUCUUGUUGAUCCUUUUAAUAUUAAAUUACAACUACUAGUUUUGGGUUUUGUUUU